Messenger RNA from Phoenix dactylifera (date palm), 3082 nucleotides. Its product is annotated as Tetratricopeptide repeat (TPR)-like superfamily protein. Lineage: Eukaryota; Viridiplantae; Streptophyta; Magnoliopsida; Arecales; Arecaceae. Gene Ontology annotation, biological process: RNA modification. Gene Ontology annotation, molecular function: protein binding; RNA binding; zinc ion binding. The record is from RefSeq and is a predicted model, not a curated record.
UAAUACAAGGGAAAAGGAAGAAAAAACUAGGAACACACAAAUGGCUUCUAACACCCCCCCACCCUCCCACUUUCCCAAUCAUUUUGCUGGGCAUCAAUGGCCACAGCUUUUCUCCACAGCUUCUGCAACAUCUUCCCACAGCGAUUACUUGACCCACAGCCUCAUCUCCUCAAGCAACGGACUCUCAGCACAUCAAAUGAUCUCAAAACAAAACCUCCACCCAAAUCGAGCAAAGCCUCCGUCGCCCGUACCCUCCUCUCCUACAUCGAGGCCGGGCGAACGGAGGGAGCUCUCUCCCUUUUCGAAAGCACGAAGAAGCCCGACACUUUUCUCUGGAACCUCAUGAUCAGAGUAUACGCGAGCAGCGAAUUCUACCAAGAGGCCAUGGAUUUUUAUCAUCGCAUGCAGGCCGCUGGGAUGCGCGCGGAUAACUUCACCUUCCCAUUUGUGAUCAAAUCGUGCACCGCCUCGUCGUGCUUCGACGAAGGAUUAAAAGUCCAUGGAAGGUUGUUCAAGGUUGGAUUGGAUUCGGAUCUUUUCAUAUGCAAUUCUCUGAUAGGCAUGUAUUCGAAGUUCGGGCUCGUCGCUGACGCCGAGAGGGUGUUCGAUGAAAUGCCGAUAAGAGACAUCGUCUCUUGGAACUCGAUGAUCGGUGGCUAUGUGUCGAAUGGGGAAGGGUGGAAAUCACUGAUUUGUUUCAAGGAGAUGCAGGCAGCUUCUGGGUUGCAACAUGAUCGGUAUGGGAUUAUGAGUGCUCUUGCAGCCUGUUCUUCGGAGAUGUCUACCAAGCAAGGGAUGGAGAUUCAUUGCCAUGUGAUAAGGCACGGGCUCGAAUCAGAUAUCAAGGUUCAAACUUCCCUUCUUGAUAUGUAUUGCAAGUGUGGAGAGGUGUUCUAUGCUGAGAGAUUGUUUAAGGCGAUGAAUCAAAGAAAUGUUGUGACUUGGAAUGCUUUAAUUGGUGGAUAUGCUCUGAACAAUCAACCCCACAAGGCAUUUGCUUGUAUGGUAGAAAUGCGAGCCGAUAGCAUCGAUCCGGAUGCGGUCACAAUGGUGAAUCUACUCCCUGCUUGUGCUCAGGCAAGAGGCAUAUCUCAUGGGAAAGCAAUUCAUGGCUUGUCAAUUAGAAAAUGUUUCCUCCCCCAUCUGGUUCUGGAGACUGCUUUGACCGAUAUGUAUGCAAAAUGUGGGGAACUAAGGUCAGCAGAAUUGUUAUUUGAUCGGAUGACCGAAAAGAGCUUGGUAUCAUGGAAUGCCAUGAUUGCGGCUUACGGGCAGAAUGGGAGGAACAUGAAGGCUUUGGAGGUUUUCCUUGACCUUUGCAACAGGCAUUUAGAACCGGAUCUCUUCACCAUCUCAAGCAUCAUGCCGGCAUAUGCCGAGCUAGCGUCACUGCGAUAUGGAAAGCAGAUACACAGUUAUGUUGUGAAGUCCAAGUAUGGAAGCAACACCUUGGUGUUGAAUGGCAUCAUAUAUAUGUAUGCAAGGUGUGGUGAUUUGAAGACCUCAAGAGAGGUAUUCGACAGAAUGAUGUGCAAGGACAUCAUUUCGUGGAACACGAUUAUAAUUGGAUAUGGGUUUCAUGGGCAUGGGAAGAUAGCAUUAGAUCUGUUUUCUGAUAUGAAAAGCAAAGGGAUUCAACCAAAUGAGAGUACCUUUGUAUCGGUAUUAACUGCUUGCAGCUUGUCAGGCUUGGUAGAUGAAGGUUGGAUGAACUUUAAUUCUAUGCAACAAGAAUACAACAUUUCUCCUCAGAUCGAGCAUUAUGGAUGCAUGGUCGAUCUCCUAGGCCGAACGGGAGAUCUCAAAGAGGCAGUAGACUUCAUAGGGAGAAUGCCAUUGGUCCCAGCAGCAAGGAUUUGGGGAUCUCUUUUAACUGCAAGCAGAAACAAAAACGACAUAGAAAUGGCAGAGCUCGCAGCGGAGAAAAUCUUUGAAUUGGAACAUGACAAUACCGGCUGUUAUGUCUUGCUUUCUAGUAUGUAUGCUGAUGCUGGGAGGUGGUCAGAUGUCGAAAGGGUGAGAUAUCUCAUGAAGGAAGAAGGGAUACAAAAGACAACAGCUAGGAGCCUGCUUGAGCUUGAUGGCAAGACAUGCAGUUUUAUUAAUGGAGACAUGUCACAUGACCAAAGCAAUAUAAUCCAUGAAGUAUCAGACAUACUCUCAAAGGGAAUAGGGGAAACUGCAAAUGAUUCCAAUUUUGUGCUGAACCCAGUAGAAGUAGAAGCAAAGAAAACAGCGAUGCCUAAAAGGCACAGUGUAAGGCUUGCAGUUGUUUUCGGCUUAAUAUCCACAACAGUGGGAAGUCCUAUCCUUGUACGGAAGAAUGUCAGGAUAUGCAAUGACUGCCAUCAUGCUAUUAAGUUGAUAUCUAGAUAUAGCAAAAGGAAGAUUAUUAUAGGGGAUACAAGGAUCUAUCAUCACUUCACUGAUGGGUUCUGUUGUUGUGGUGAUUAUUGGUGAUUUUCUCCUUCAUAGAUUGGAUCCUGAUGUUGUUGAUAAAACACUACCUCCCAAGUAUACAGAGGUAAUGCAAUGAUUAGCAGGCUCAAAUGAUGAUGAAACUGAGAUAAAAAGUCGUCAUACUGUUUCAAGAAGCACAAAAUCCACAAAUGAACUUGAACUACUGAACAAAUAAGCUUACAAGGUGAAACAGAGAAAAGGUUCAUGUUAAACCAAGCUUUUUUUUUUUAUGAGGCUGAUUUGCUGGAGGUGUGGAGACAUUGGAGCAUUGUGAGCUCAAUUCAUUGGAAGCUCUAGGAACUUGAGAACAUUAAAGCAUGCCCAACCUGAAUGUCUACGACUUUGUUGACAGAGAAACCUAAAGAACAGAACUAAUUUGCUUCGGAGGCAGGAAGACCAGUUAAAGGAAUUUGUUUCAGCUGUUUCUGGGUCAAAUUUAUGUACUCUGAAUCUGCAAUGCGAUGUCAAUUGUUCGAAGUACCAAGAUGAACUUUUCAAGGGGCAGCUGCUUGAGAAAGUAUAUUCCGAAUCUGUCAUAAAUAUCUGUCCAUGUAUCUAGGAUUAAAUCUGUGAGAGCAGUGCAGCAUGUCCAAAGUACAAUAAAACAAUAAUUUCCUCAGCA